Molecule: messenger RNA, 3234 nt
Organism: Myripristis murdjan (pinecone soldierfish)
Lineage: Eukaryota; Metazoa; Chordata; Actinopteri; Holocentriformes; Holocentridae
Gene: chn2
Product: chimerin 2
Exons: 13
Coding region: 568-1965 (465 amino acids)
Biological process (GO): signal transduction; regulation of small GTPase mediated signal transduction; positive regulation of GTPase activity
Molecular function (GO): GTPase activator activity
Source: RefSeq, a predicted model, not a curated record
GACCUGGGGGUCCCCGCGCCGUGAAUUGGGAACCCGUGGUCUGGCCUGCAUGUCUCCAAACUUUCACUUUAAGAAGGCGCGUCUACGCUGCAGUGUAGUGUGUUUAUUACAAUCCUUAAAGUGGCACAUGGAAACCCUACAGCCCAAGUCUUUUUUGUUAUUUAUGCGUGGCUUAAAAAAUAGACCAGCAAGCUGUUUGGCUCUUGUGCGUGAAAAAUGAUUUGGAGGCACGCAUCCGUGGAACACGAUCAGAAGUUUACGGUAAUGUUCCCGUAGGUUGCCUGACUAUUUUUAUCCAGCCAGUGGCGGUAGACAGCACCUAAAUGCGGCAGCGUAGGCUUCUAACUACGGCGCACAAGGGAAGCGAGGAGAGGAUCGGAGAAUUCAGAGAAACGGGUCGUGGGCUUUAGACGGGACAAGACAUGAAAUAGUCAGUGGUGGAGUCAUUCAAAGGUACAGCACAGAGGGACGCACGGAACGUGAAUGACAUGGAGGCACCGCCGGGGACCAGCUGCUGUGAGCGCACCUUGACCAAACGGGAGUAACCGAGCCGCAAAACGGAUUGGGAUGGCAGCAUCCAGUAACUCAAGCCUCUCAGGUUCAUCUCUUUCCUCUGACCCUGAGGAUUACCAGCCACCCAUAUGGAAGUCUUACUUGUACCAGCUACAGCAGGAGGCCCCAAGGCCAAAGAGGAUCACAUGUCCACAGGAGAUGGAGAGCAGACCCAAAUACUACGGCAGAGAAUUCCAUGGCAUGAUCUCUCGAGAACAUGCAGAUGAGCUGCUGGGGGGAGCAGAAGGUGCUUACCUCAUCAGAGAGAGCCAAAGACAGCCAGGGACACACACCUUGGCCUUAAGAUUUGGGCACCAGACCCUUAACUACAGGUUGUUCUACGAUGGGAAGCACUUUGUCGGGGAGAAGAGGUUCGAGUCAGUCCAUGACCUCGUGACAGAUGGCCUCAUCACCCUCUACAUUGAGACCAAGGCGGCAGAGUACAUAGCCAAAAUGACCACCAACCCCAUUUACGAGCAUCUGGGUUACACCUCACUGCUCAAAGACAAGAUGGUGCACAGGCUGAGCCGGGGACGUACAGAGCCGCGAAGGGUCACUUUCCAGAGAGAUGACAGGAUCACCUCCCCUCUGGUCCGGCGGAGUGCCUUGAAAGACAGUCCGGAGAAACAGUGCUCCUAUGAGAAGAUCCACAACUUCAAGGUACACACAUUCCGGGGACCACACUGGUGUGAGUAUUGUGCCAACUUCAUGUGGGGCCUCAUCGCCCAAGGCGUCCGUUGUUCAGAUUGUGGGCUGAAUGUACACAAGCAGUGCUCCAAACUGGUUCCCAGCGACUGCCAGCCAGACCUGCGCAGGAUAAAGAAAGUGUUCAGCUGUGACCUCACCACACUCGUCAAAGCUCACAACACAACCCGGCCCAUGGUGGUUGACAUGUGUAUUCGGGAGAUAGAGCUGAGAGGUCUGAAGUCUGAGGGUCUGUACCGAGUGUCUGGCUUCUCCGAGCACAUAGAGGAUGUGAAGCUCUCCUUUGACCGAGAUGGUGAAAAGGCUGACAUCAGCGCCGAUACCUACGCCGACAUCAACAUCAUCGCUGGUGCUUUGAAGCUGUACUUGAGAGAUCUGCCCAUUCCAGUCAUUACAUUUGACUUGUACUCAAAGUUUAUUCAAGCUGCAAAAAUUCCAAAUGCAGAGUCCAGACUGGAAGCCAUUCAUGAAGGCUUGCUGCAGCUCCCUCCAGCGCACUAUGAGACUCUGCGCUACCUGAUGGCACAUCUCAAGAGGGUGACAAUGUUUGAAAAGGACAAUUUAAUGAGUGCUGAAAACCUGGGGAUUGUGUUUGGGCCGACACUAAUGCAGCCACCGGAGCAGAAUGCCUUGGCAACCUUGAACGACAUGAGGCAGCAGAAGCUAGUAGUUCAGCUUAUGAUAGAGCAUGAAGAUGUCUUAUUCUAAGGACUGGGGCAUGCAGGCCUUACACCAGGAACGAAGGACAAUUAAUUUAUUCUAUCAAAAAGGAAAUUCAAGCCACCUUGAUUCUAAUGAAGUGUCAAAGCUGUUUCUAUUGUAAUCAAACAGAACUUGAAAUGCUUCUUUCUCGCAUGACUGUUUUAGUUGAAGUCAGCUUAGUAUUGACGUUAUGUCUUGUUACUGUCAGUUUAGAGUUUUCAUACUCAGCCAAGACCAUCAUUUUUUAUAUUAGGAAAGCCUCCGUUAUUUCUAACUACCUACAGUGCUGUUCCCUCAUUUGUGUCGCUACCAGGUGUAGACUCGGUCAUGACGAAAUCUGCUUCCAGGCAGAAUGUCUUAAAUGUGCAGGCACAUGUUGUAACCUGCGACGUCCUGGCACCGUGUAAACCAGCCCUGACAGUGCCAGUUGAGUGUAAGUUCCCAUACUGACUGGUCAAGUGUGUGCAUCAUUUGUGGUUUGUGGGAAUGCAGGUUAAAAUUUACAUAAAAGAGAAUGCAGAUCCUUUCACUUUAGUUCAAAGCAGAUCAUUUAAUGAUCAAUAUUUUUAACUGUGUAUUCAAAAAAAAAAUGAGAGAAGAGACAAUUGGUAGCUCAUGAAGCACUUUUUUGCAAAGAGUGUAUGGAUUUAUUUUGUAAAGAUGUUUUAUUUUUGUCUUUUAUUCUGCAUCAUGUCUUUUUGUCACUAUAAUAUAUGCUGUCGAGAGUGUUAUUUGUAAAUUGAUGUCAAAAUACAAACCUGUUCACAGAGGAGGUAGAGUCAGAAAAGUUACAAUUUGAACAUCCUUCAUUUUUAUUUUCAACACAUCCAGUGACUAUUUUGGGGAUGAAUCCAUUGGUGGAUUUAGUACUGGUCAUUUAAUUUCACAGGCUAUGCUGUAGCCCCUGCAACACAUGAGCAAAGCUACACUGUCCACCUAUUGGUUGCCAGUUUUGCCACAACGGUAUUUCAGUUUACAUGCUGUACUCUGGGAUGUUUUCAACUGAAAAAUAAGAUUUGGGCCCAAUAUAUGUUUUUUUUUUUUUUUUCAUGCCAGUACGGUAGCUCGGCACAGCUAUAGCCACUGUCUUCACCACUCCAUCGUAGAUAUCAGUAGUACUGUAGCUGUGCCGAGCAAAUCCCUGCCACAGUUGAUUUGAUGUAAUUAAGUGACUCCUUUCUACAAAUCCAUUUUAUCAAAUUGUAUUUUUGUGAUGGUUGCGAUAAAGAUUGUUAUUUAUCAAAUGAUGAUUUAUUAAAGGAUGUAAAACUUCCA